AUGCCUUUCAUCAACUCUCGUGUCGACCAAUCCCAUGACAUCUUGUCGAGUGCUUCGAACCUUCAAAAGAAGGAUUUUGAACUUCGCAAUCUCGUGGCAGGUGUAUGGGAUCUAGCGUCAGCUGAAGAAGAGCCCCCGGCAGAAGCACAAUGGAUGAAGUCCAUCAAUCCGGGCUCAGAGUCGGUGGUUGGUGAGGAUGAGCGAACACCAGUGAAGCCGGAAGAUUACGCCCCUGGAGGGAAGUAUCGCUCGAUCGUCAAAAUAUUUGCGCAAUACGAAUAUUCGAAUGGGUGGGCUAUGGGAACUGGCUGGCUAAUCCGCCCUGACCUAAUGGUGACGGCUGGCCACAUCGUCUUCAACCAUGGACCCAAGUUUGGUCGUGCAGCUGUUAUCAAAGCGUACAUCGGGUACGAGGGUAAGAAGUCUAUCGGAACCCCUGGAGUUCAGUUCCGCACCGGUGUCAGAUGUGUCACCACAGCAGGCUGGCUCACUCGAAAAGGGGCCAAACCAUUCGAUGUAGGAUUUGUCAAGCUUAACAAACCGUUCGAAGGCAUUGAGCCAAUCGAGUUCAUGGAGACUCCUACCAGUGGUACGAAUAUGCUAGGAGUCGUCGGCUAUCCUGGUGAUCUCGAACAUGAUGGCGAAAGAGGCGCCCUCAUGCAUGAGAUGUUCGUCGAAGAGAGUUUUAACCUCGCCGAGCAGGACUUGAGAAUGUUGGAAUACACCAUCGAUACCUAUGGAGGUAACUCCGGUUCCCCCGUUUUUCUGAAAACCGAUUCGUUCACGAAAUCUGUCGGGGUUCAUGUUUAUGGCGGCUCAAUCAACUCUGCUUCUGUCAUCGGCGAAUGGGGCAAUCCAUUUGAAGAUUAUCUAUCGGUCAUGACUGCUCCACUUCCAGCUGAUGGCGGUCUCCAUUACUUGCCGGCUUCUCGCUCAACCGCCGUUAGUCUCUCCGGCGAUCCCAAAGACAGCAAGGCAUUAUACACUCCGCUUGAACAUGGAGGAAGAUACUUGUCAGACCAAAAAUCGCAGAGCUUUGGAUCAUUCAUCGAUGAUGUGUGGAGCAACUACUCGACAACCGAGAGCAGAAAUGAAUGGAACAACAAUUGGAGCAGUUACGACCACAAUAAGAGCCAAGAAUCUCAGGAUACAAACGGUCGGAACGAUGCUGAUAAAGUUGUUCGCUUCCGAGACGGCGACGAAACUUCCCAGGACCACGCAUCCCAGGACCACGCAUCAAGCAAGGGAAAGGUCACUAAGACGAUAGAAACACACAGCACGACAACGACUACUAAGAUAGAGAUAAAUGAUGGUGAUGGGAAUGUCGAAGAUUCAAAUGGGGGGAUUGCUCGCGCAGAUAGAGGAGGCACCGAACAGAAGAAUCGCGGUUCCAGUAGCAGCAGGUUAGUGGUUUUUCCGAGAAGCUCAACACAAGCGCUUAAUGAUACUAGCCAAAACCAACUCGAGAACUCGGGUUCAAGGAGAACUGUGAGACAGUCCGGGGAAGAUGCCGCACGGUCGGGGACGGACUCCGUCAACAAGGGCUUGUCGAGAACGGGUGAACAAACUACCCGUAAUGGUUCAAGUAGCGCCUUCAAUCAGACACGUCAGGAUCCAUCUCAAACCACGAACCGGGGCUCAAACCAGUCUGGCGGACAGGCCCAGAAUGGAAAUCAAUCUUUUGGAGGACACAGCCAAAGCGCGAAUGGGUCCGAUGGUUCAAGUAGCGCCUUAAAUCAGAAACGUCAGGAUUCAUCUCAAACUACGAACCGGGGCUCAAACCAGUUUGGCGGACAGACCCAGAAUGGAAAUCAAUCUUCUGGAGGACACAGCCAAACCUCAAAUGGGUCCGAUGGUUCAGGCAAGGCGCAGAAUACAGACACAACAUCAUCCCGAAGCCAACAAAAUACAAACACGACAUCGUCUCGAAGCGAGCAAAGGACGAAUCAAUCCAGUGCGACAACAACCACCAAGGGAUUUUCGAGCAGUUCCAUCAAUCAGAACAGUCAGCAGAACACUUCUGCCGGUAUGAAGGCCUUGUCCGAUCACUCUUUCUCUUCACAAUCAGGCUCAACGAUUUGCGCUGCCUGUGGAAAAAGUGAAAAAGAUUGCUCUUCAUCUGGAGCAAUAUAUGAUGACUUCAGACAACCUCCAUCUACCGCAAGUACAGGCAUGUCAGGAAGCAAGAGUGAGCGGACAUCGGCGAGAGGUGGAUAUUGGUCUUCACAAACGGAGACUGGAGACCACUAUCAGUCUCAGGAUACGACUUCAGGGACGCUAGAUGGCGCCUCUGGUCUCUGCAUUGCGUGUGGACAACCCGCCUGCCCAUUUUCGCAGAGCAUAUUCCAGGACUUUCAAGGACGCUUCCCUGUUUCAAAGAACAAGGAAAACUUCCCUUACUUUUGGCCUGGAAGUCUGCCACCGAAUGAUUCACAAUCUAGUGGGACUGAAAGCUUUACAUUGUUCGGCCCUAAGGGUCAGCAAUCGAUAUAUACCGAGCAGAUGGCGGUAUGGCAACUAGGCACCGCCCCUUGGCUCCCUCCUUCAACUAAGGAUGUGAAACUGGGGCAACUUGGAUGUUUCAACGAUGAUGGGACUUGGCAGGUCAUUGCCCAGAUAACGGAUCCGAAGGAUAUCGCAAAGGCGAAUCAAAGAGCCUACAACCGCCAGAAGCUCCUCAAACCUUUUUCCACUGGCGUGCCUGCCAUCCGCUCAGCCAGCAACACCGAAUGGAGCGCUAGAAUCACUGCAAAUGUCACGAGUACUGACCUUUCCACCAACGCGAAGGUAGACGCUGUUUUACCUGUGAACGCCGAGGUCAAAUUCGGCCUAUCUAAGAAAAAUUCCAAGGGAGCAAUUCUAGUAGUGGAAAACCCCAUUACCAAAACAUGGUUCGAAUCAGGAGAGACGUCGUUCAAACGAUGGAUCGACGACAACGUAGACGCACUCAAAUCGAACUGGGCGAAGGAGCUGGACCGAGGCUUGUGGCUCAUCAGAUCUUUGAUCACAACGAAAACAGCAUAUAUUAGUGUUCUCAACAGUCAGAAGAGCGAGCUCACUAUUGGGGGUAAAGUGACAGUUCCGGGAUAUGGAGGUGGAGGCGCCGACUUCGGAAGGACGAGUUCAUCGAAGGUUGAUGGGUGGGAAACCCAUACAUCUGGCCCAGAUGAACAAAGAAUCGUAUUCAUGUCCGCUUAUCGUUAUGACAAAGGAAAGCUAUGGGGGAUAAACCAAACUGAAAGUGCUUUGACAGAAAUGUCAGCUGAAGAAUGCAUGUUUCCGGGCCAUGGAGUCGUUGGCCACUUACCACAAGGGUCAUCUACAGAAUCUAUUUUUCCCAUCCCUACGGGUCCAAUCUGGCCCCCAGGUCAUUUUGAGAAACACAGAUUCUUAUCCUGA
Mytilinidion resinicola is the source of this 3399-nucleotide messenger RNA. RefSeq lists its product as uncharacterized. NCBI's taxonomy places the organism in Eukaryota, Fungi, Ascomycota, Dothideomycetes, Mytilinidiales, Mytilinidiaceae. The record is from RefSeq and is a predicted model, not a curated record. The transcript has 8 exons. Gene Ontology annotation, biological process: proteolysis. Gene Ontology annotation, molecular function: serine-type peptidase activity. The coding region runs from base 1 to 3399 and encodes 1132 amino acids.